CGCGCAACAUGCUCCGUCCACCAGCGGCGGCCCCGCUGAUGUGGCGACGUUACCGCCCGCUAUCGAUUUUCCCGGUCCCGCGAAUCCAACAGUUGUGCGUGGGCGCCAUCCCCUCCGACCUUCUACCCCUUGCGGCCCACGCGAUCCGAAAGUGAGAUAGCGCCACCACCGCACCAUCAUCCCCCACCCUACACCCACGACCCACUGACGGCACCCCCACACCCAUCAGCAUAUUUUAUCUGCAGCCCACGCGACGGGUGCGCUCUCUGCAGAUCAGCCCUCCGACGACCCGAAUCCAUGUAACAAUAUGGAUCAUACGCAUAUGGGUAUUUGCGCGAAGUAGCUGACCACGUUUAAGUUCUGUUCGAGUCGAGGCGUUCUGCAGGUUGGUUUCCUGCGCGAACGGUGACGCGUUCUCGUGCAGGUGGUUCUGUCGACAAGGAGUAACUGUGUACUUAAUAGGUACUUGGAAACUGAUACUUAAUAUAAAAUGGCAAAAGCACUUGACGGAAAUAUGGUCUUGAGUCACAUCAAGCAUCGUCACCAUGAAUCAUCAUAUUCAAAACUGGAUGAAUUUCGCAAAGGUGAUAUAGAGUGGGACGUUACUUUAAAGUCGACAGACGGAAAAGAAAUACAUGCUCACAAAUGUGUGUUGGCAUCCCAGAGUGAAUAUUUUGAACGUAUGUUCAUUGGGGGAUUCAAAGAGACCACUCAAGAUGUUAUCCAAAUCAAUGAUAUUAGCAGUGAUGUUUUGAAAAUUGUAAUCGAUUUUAUGUACACGGGUGAAUUGGUUCCGAUCGAAGAGGAUAACGUAGAAGAAAUGUUGAACGCAGCUGAUAUGUUUCAAUUGGAAGAUAUUCGAGAUGCAUGUCUUAAAUACUAUGUGUGUGUGGUGCAUGACAAAAAUUGUUUGGAGUUCAAAGAAACAGCCGAUUUAAGAGCGAUGACUACAUUGUCUGAAAUAUGUUUAAAUUAUGCUCUACAACGUUUUCUCCAUAUAGCCGAACAUCAAUCUUUUUUGGAUGCCGACGUAACGCACAUAAUGCAAUUGUUAAAGAGCGAUAAUUUGCAUGUAACAAAUGAAGAACCAGUGUAUAGAGCUAUCAUGAAAUGGGUGAAAUACGAUGAAACUAAGCGAAAACAUUUAUUGCCAGAUUUGUUGGCAAAUGUUAGGCUAGUAUUUACUUCGAAAGAUUUUCUGGUUCAAGAAGUUAUAUCAGAUCCACUCAUUUCUUCUAACCCUGAAUGUUGGAAAAUUGUCAAAAAAGUAAUCGUUCAUUUUAAUUACAAAUACGGAGAUUCAUUGUCAAAGAUAAUUACAAAUGCGAAACCAAGGGUAAAUACCAAGAAGUUAACCAUUGAUGAGAUGAGGCAUCUACGAUAUUAUAAUUGUUCGGACUCACCAGAUUUUUCAGAAAGAGGACCAAUAAACCUUCUUGAUUAUUUGAAAGAUUUCGAUUUCAAUCAUCAUUUCCCACAAAUCGAAUGGAAUCAAUAUAUGAAUGAAAAUAAUUUUCUCACACGAUUUAGCGAAAUAUGGAGAGGAAUUAAUGAUGGUACUACUGAUGAUGACGAUGAAGAAAGUAUUGGCUAGUAUGGACAUAAUUUUCUACUCAAUAAAUAAAAACAAAUGUUUGAUAUUAAAUUUAAAACUUUAAAUGAACAAUUAUUACUGUACAAUACAAUACAAUACACCUAGUAUAGAACUAUAAAAUGUGUGAAAAAUUAAAAUUAUAAGCAUAGACCUUAUGUCCUUAUCUUAUCUGUCCAAGUAGAUUAUAUACUAAAUAUUUAUAGUAAAUAAUAUAAUAUAAAUUAUAUUAUAAUAGCGCCGAACGGGACCGAUGUAUCCUUUCUUACGUAGGUACCUAAUACGUGUAUAAUAAAUUACUAUUUGUUUAUGGAAAGUUUAGGUAUUACAGUAUAUUUACCUACUAUAUACGUCAUAAUGUAUUAGUAUUUUUAUAUAUGUCAGCAAGCAUACAAUAAUUUUUGGACCUUGAUUGUUGGAUACAUCAAUCAAACAUCACUAUUUAUUAAUUAGUAAUUAAAAAUAACUUUAGAAAACAAAUUUUAAAUAAAAAAGAUCCUUCGAUAAAAAAUCGUAGGCACAUAUCUGACCAAUGAAUAUAAUAGAAAUUAGAAACACGAUUUACAUAAAAAUUCAAUGAACUAAAUGCUCAUCUGCCAUUUGUGUAUUUAAUAAUAUGUUCCAUAAAUGAUUUUCAAUCACACAUAAUAGUGGGUACUUAUGUGGUGUUGUAUUUAAAAAAUUUUAAAAAAUACAAAAUUAUCCACGCUCUGAACUGUUACAAAGUUACCUUUGAAGUAUUGAUUAUAUUGAAUAUAAUGAUUCAUUAUACUGUUUACAAAUUUAAUAUUUUUAAGUUUAAUAUGUUUAUAUGUGUUUGCUUAACAUUUACGAUUUUUACGAUUUAUACAAACAAAAAUAUAUUAUAAAUUAUAAUACAAUUUAUCAUCAUAGCUAGUGUUGUUAUUAAGUCUCAAAGCCAUAUUAUAUUAUUAUAUACUUAUAUACAUAUAUGUAUUAUGUUAUUAUUAUAUUUUAAAAUAUUUAUUCAUUAUACAUCAUUUUCAUACUCAACCUUAAAAUUAUGAAUACAUUCAAUUGUUUUUUUAAGGUGUAUAUUUAUCAGUUAAGUAUUUAAAUUUUAAGUAUCAUGAAAAAAUAUUUUUUUUUGUUGAAAAAUUUUACCUGCACCGUUAAUAACGAAUAAGGGAAUACAAAAUAUGAUACCGCUUAGUCUUAUUGCAUUAUAUUUUGUGGAAGGUAACAAUUAUUAUUUAUAUAAUGUAUAAGAGUGUCGCAUUUACUAUUAUUAAAGUAUACAAAUAUGACUGUA
Messenger RNA from Metopolophium dirhodum (rose-grain aphid), 2864 nucleotides. Its product is annotated as kelch-like protein 17. NCBI's taxonomy places the organism in Eukaryota, Metazoa, Arthropoda, Insecta, Hemiptera, Aphididae. The transcript is spliced from 8 exons. The record is from RefSeq and is a predicted model, not a curated record. Gene Ontology annotation, molecular function: protein binding. Bases 491 to 1594 code for a protein of 367 amino acids.